CUCACACACACCCCGCGAACCACAUUCAGUAGUCACAAAAAUAAACCCAAACUCAUCACGCAUUUCGCAGUCGCAAAAUUCGCAAUAACCCAUUUUUAAAAUUAAGAGUAAAAAAAAUUAUGAGCUUAAAGGAAAUAUUUAUAUGCGCAGGAAAAGGCCUUGGCGACAGUUUAAAAGGAAUUUAUUGGCUCUAUUCCCUUGACAACGUCCAGAGGAGGGCGCAACAGGAACGCCAAGAAUUUCAAGAGUUGUCAGGGAAACAACGGCAGCAACAAAAACAGCAGAAUAAACCCAGCCCGAGGCAUCACCAUGGCAAAGAGGAACCCCGCCUGCUGAACCGCGUGAUGCAAUGCUGCACCCUCAACGGAAUCGUGUUUGGUCUUUCAAUCGUCCUCUUCAAAAGUGUGCUCUUGCCUGUUUUGGAGACCCUCCUCUCUCUCCUGAGCACGACCAACUCGACGACCUCCACGUUCUGGUCCUGGCUCCAAUUUUUACUCCAUUUGACGUUCGACGGGUUGUGGGUGUUGCCGCUGUUUCUUCUCUCCAGGAUCGUUAACGCCCUGUGGUUUCAGGACAUCGGCUCCCUUGCGUACCGCUACUCCCUUGGCCGUCCGAAAACGACCCAGUCCUUGUCAACCCUCAUCGCGGAUAACCUCUUUUCGCUGAUUAUCCAGGCCUUGUUUUUAGUGCAGGCCCUCCUUCUGAACUACACGCUGCCGCAUCUCCUGGGGGGCUGGAUUUCCGCGCUGAUUUUCCACACCCACACUUCGUUGCUGUAUUCGCUGUAUUCUUUCGAGUAUAAAUGGGUCCAGAUGGGGAUGCCCCUUCAUCAGAGGCUCAAUUAUUUGGAAUCCAACUGGCCCUACUUCAUCGGUUUCGGGCUUCCCCUGAGCAUCCUGACCGGUUACUAUGGCGACUGGGUGGUGAGUGGGUGCAUCUUUGCCGUCAGUUUCCCCGUCUUUAUCAUCGCAGGGAAUGAGGGGGAGGUCCGGAAAUGGGGGGAGGCUAGUCCAAGUGGGGGUGGUCAUCAGGAGGGAAUCCGCCUAAAACUAUUUUCCUUGGUGGUCUGGAUAUCUAACGGAAUUUUUAAAGGAAUUGGUCGCGAGACGUCGUUGCCAGAGAAAAAAAUUGUUAAUAAAAAAAGAUGAUUUUUAUUUC
Molecule: messenger RNA, 1158 nt
Organism: Folsomia candida
Lineage: Eukaryota; Metazoa; Arthropoda; Collembola; Entomobryomorpha; Isotomidae
Gene: tank
Product: etoposide-induced protein 2.4 homolog
Exons: 9
Coding region: 120-1148 (342 amino acids)
Biological process (GO): macroautophagy
Cellular component (GO): endoplasmic reticulum
Source: RefSeq, a predicted model, not a curated record